CGACAUUCAUCACGAGAUGGGUUUUGCCGAAAUCAUUUAUUAUAACAGCAUGGUCCAAGAUGUAUAUUCUAAAUAGAAGCCAAGGAGCAAAGAAGUCAAGUUUGCUAAGCGGCAAUGUUAAGCGUGGCCUCAUUUUAGAAAUCUCCGGCCUUGAAGAGUUCAUGAGAUAUAUUAGCGUUCGAGAUAACAGUCUAACGUGCUUCAUGGGAUUAAACAAAAUUGGUUUGCACAUAACGACCGUUAUGUGCUUAUUUCUAUGCAGCAAUGCCAUCGUCUACUACUUGCUCCGGAAAUACGCCCCCGAGUCUGAGCUCUACCCGGCUUCCAUCAAGAUUCGCACUCGCAUAGACCAAAUUCUCUCUGCAGUUGUCACUACAAUCCACAAUGCGACGAUAGACACCUUCCGUCCUCUAAUCAGUCGCAAGACCAAGCCGACGCCCGAAGAGAUUGCGGCAUUAGAAGAGAAUAUCGUCAUUGGGCUGGAACACCUGAUCGGUGACGGCAAGUUCGCGGCUGGCGACACCUUCACCAUCGCCGACAUGGCAUUGGCCGGACGCCUCCCUGUAGCACUCGAGACCAACUUUGUCAACCCUUCGAAGUUUCCAAAGCUGGCAAGCUACUACGACCGUAUCAAGCGUGAGCAGCCUUAUUUUGAGGAAAUUUACAAGCCCGCCAUAGACAAGUUCAAGGGGCUGUUGGCUGAUCUGAAAUAGUCUCAGACAGGUUAAUAAAGUGCGUGGCGG
This is a messenger RNA of Dermacentor andersoni, 743 nucleotides long. NCBI's taxonomy places the organism in Eukaryota, Metazoa, Arthropoda, Arachnida, Ixodida, Ixodidae. The record is from RefSeq and is a predicted model, not a curated record.